Lizanozyma spartinae is the source of this 1179-nucleotide messenger RNA. It is a transcript of the gene MIT1, whose product is annotated as mannosylinositol phosphorylceramide synthase catalytic subunit. Gene Ontology annotation, molecular function: mannosyltransferase activity. Lineage: Eukaryota; Fungi; Ascomycota; Pichiomycetes; Serinales; Debaryomycetaceae. The transcript has a single exon. The record is from RefSeq and is a predicted model, not a curated record. Gene Ontology annotation, biological process: mannosyl-inositol phosphorylceramide biosynthetic process. Bases 1 to 1179 code for a protein of 392 amino acids.
AUGAGGAAAGAAGCUCAAUAUAUAAUAUGGGGUCAUGUUGCAUUGGUGGUGUUUCUCUUUUGGUACACAUUUGAUUUAAUCACCUUAGUCUACGAUGACACAGCAAACUAUGCCUUACUUGAUUAUGAACUUAAUCCUCAUGAUGGUAAAUUAGACAGACCUCAAAUUAUCCCAAAGAUCAUUCAUCAAACUUAUAAGACUGAGGAAAUCCCAGAUAUAUGGAAACCUGGUCAAAAGGCUUGUGUUGACUUACACCCAGAAUAUCAAUACAUUUUAUGGACUGAUGAGAUGGCUCGUCAAUUUAUCCUUGAGGAAUACCCAUGGUUUAUCCCCACUUGGGAUUCUUAUCCUUACCCUAUUCAAAGAGCUGAUGCUAUUCGUUAUUUCGCACUUUUACAUUACGGUGGGAUAUACAUUGAUUUGGAUGAUGGCUGUGAACGGAAAUUGGACCCCCUUUUGACCGUUCCUGCUUUUGUAAGAAAGACAGACCCAACUGGUAUCUCCAAUGAUGUCAUGGGCUCUGUAGCUAGACACCCAUUUUUCGUAAAGGUUGUGGACUCCUUGGCAAACUAUAAGCAUAACUGGUUGAUUCCAUAUUUGACCAUCAUGUACUCUACAGGUCCCUUAUUCCUCCUGGUAAUCCUCAAACAAUAUAACAGAUGGGGUAAUGUUCCCGAAGCUGGUAAAGUCAGAGUGCUUAUGCCUGAAGAUUAUAAAUCUCGUCCUUACCUGUUUUUCGCCAUAGCACCGGGUAGUUCAUGGCAUUUGGAUGAUGCUAAAUUCAUCAAGCUGUUGGCAAAUCAUAUUGGUCUUGCUGUAUUUUGUGGAUUUCUCAUAGCCUUUGUCAUUUUCACUUUGGAGUUCCUUUUGUACACAUAUGUCACUAGUGGUUCAUUUAAGAGAUUACGCAAGCUGUGUGCUAAGGUGACCAUGAGUGUUGGCAAGUACUUCCUGUUGAACUCCAAUUCAUUAGGAUUUUCUAAUGUGCGUAGCAUGAACAAACGCAGAUCGAGAAAGGAUUCUAAUUUACCUCAACCUAGUUUUGAAAAGGACAAUACAGUGGCUGAUGUCACUCCAACCAUUCCUUUAUUGAACAGCAUAACACCAGUUCUGACAGUCAGAGAGACCACAAAUAGCAUUGUCAACCUUAAUAAUAUUAAGGCAUCAGAUAUGGUCUAA